AUGGAUAACAUUGAGAAUGAAGUGAAGCGAAUGGACAUACAUAAUUUCUACAAUUUCACUAUAGUACCUUACCUCGGUCCUAUUGAAUACUUUUUAUGCACUCCGUCCAGCCACCGAGUUCACCAUGGCAGGAAUCCUUACUGUAUCGACAGGAACUAUGGCACCACCUUAAUUAUUUGGGACAGAAUUUUUGGCACUUAUGAACCGGAACGAAAAGGCGAAGAAAUAGAAUAUGGACUGGUGAAGCCAGUAAACACAUUCGAUCAGCUGAAUCAGUUCUCUGAGCUCAAGGCUAUGACUUAUGAUAAAGGUCAGUUGAGGAACGAAAAAAAUGAAGAAUUGUUCCCGGGUGUGUGGAACAAGGUUAAAGCCGCUUUCUUGCCGCCGGCUUACGUUCCAGGGAUGCGAACGAAAUGGUUCUUCCUUUGGUUAUGUCUGGAAGAUAACACUGACGGAAUACCUGAGAUCAAGCGCCCAGUUAUCCGCUAUAAUCCGUCACUAUCAGGCGCUCUUCAUUACUAUCUACUCGGGCAGUGGGUCCUUCUCUUGUACUACUUUGUGCACUUCCUAGAGGUCCGUUUGCACCUCGGCUGGCCCGAAUUUCUCUGCCGAUUCAGCUUUAUCAUCGCCUUCAUUCAAAUGUUUGGCUACUAUUUCGAUCACAAUCGCUCCGCUCUGCAGUUUGACCUGGUGCGGCUGAUGACGUCGCUAUUGUUUGGAGUGUUCCUGGGCGACUGGCUGAUGACCGUCUAUGGUUUCGUUUCGUUGGUGAUUGCCUUGUGGCUCUUUAUUGCCGGGAAAAUAUGUACAUCGUGCAGGCACAAUAAGCUAAAAUGUUCUUGA
Molecule: messenger RNA, 843 nt
Organism: Cooperia oncophora
Lineage: Eukaryota; Metazoa; Nematoda; Chromadorea; Rhabditida; Trichostrongylidae
Source: the annotation of a GenBank genome assembly